Molecule: messenger RNA, 5196 nt
Organism: Cryptotermes secundus
Lineage: Eukaryota; Metazoa; Arthropoda; Insecta; Blattodea; Kalotermitidae
Exons: 5
Coding region: 2309-3079 (256 amino acids)
Biological process (GO): regulation of Toll signaling pathway; innate immune response; central nervous system formation
Cellular component (GO): extracellular region
Molecular function (GO): growth factor activity; Toll binding
Source: RefSeq, a predicted model, not a curated record
CGUUCAGUGCGUGCGUAAGUGGAGGUAGUAAUAGUGGCAGUGGAGUAGGAGAACACGACUGUGAAAAUAAGAACCGUGUGGCGUGUUGCUGUCUAUACGAGAAGGUGGAGUGAGGGAACCAAGGAGGGGCCAACACCGCAGUGGGCACGAUCUUCUUCAAGUCCGUCAGUUGGUCGGUGAUCGAGCUUGGCCUCGGAACGGGUUGUUUGUUAAGUAUCACCUGUUAACCGUCACGAUGUACUACUAUCCAUCACAGGGCAAUCUCCAGCUUCGACUUUACGAAAUUAAACAAAUCUUUUAUUUUGCAGAUAUCGCGUGAAAUGAUAUUCCAGUGUUCUAGGUCACCACAUAUUAUUAUUAAUAUUUAGUUUAUUUUCUUUUUCUCGAAAAUCGAAGUUUUUUUUACCGGAACCUGCAGACGGGCGGCCAUUUGCCGUAGUUGCGUACGCGCCUUAGACAUGCACUUGAGGGUUCUCCGUUCCAGUACCAUAUAUCCUGAUUACGGGAUCAUGGAUAAAGAAAUGAACAUACAAACUCGGGCAUAAUCGUGACACAAUUAGCCACAAUUGUGAAGAAAGCAGCGCGGAGCGAAGUGAGGAAAUAAAAUGUAGGAGUGUAAUUUGUUAUUUCGCAGCGACUACUUAUUUAGUUGUACGUAACGAUAAUAUAACCCAUAAGUCGUUAUCACUUUGGACAGAAUCUAUCCCAGGUUUGCUGCUCCCCCCCCCCCUUAAAGAAGGAUAAAACUUCCCUCCGCCAACAAGAAGCUUGUAGAACAUACAUUCGGGGCCCUUGAGGCUGUAUAUACAUACUUGUUAAAACAGAAAUUUCUUGGGUUUCUACAGCCUCCAGAACGAAGUACUCUGAACCAGUUCUUCCUUGCCAGCUACGUUAGCUAAUGUAUACAUGUUGGAAGGGGAACGGUGGAUUAGAAACGUGUGUGUUAAGCCUGGUUUGUUUCAUAUAUACAAGCCACGAGCCCAGGGAUCAACUUAUUACAAACACAGCCCGACGAUACACACGUGCACACAGACAAGAGGACUCAACGGUGUUCCACGUGGAAGGCAGAUGGAUUAACCUGCAAAUAUCACACAUCAUGGGGCCAAGGUGCGGCACACGAGAUGGGGGUUUCUUUAUGUGUACAAAUUUAUUUUUCAAUUAUUAUUAACUAAACACAUGCAUAUUCUUGUGCUAAAAAAAUCACGUUUUUGUAAUGGCCAAUCGGUUUCUUUAGAAAAUUCCUGCCAUGUAACUUCAAUUCCAGGAACUUUCUUCCGUAGUGGCAUUAAACGUCACGUCUGGUACAAGUCGAAUGCAGUAUAUGUGUGUGUGAUCAAAUGCGGCAAUCAAUGGUAAGGUUGUUAAUCUGUUCUACGAGUGAGGGUCCAGUAUAAGCCAGUCGCAGCCCAAACAAUGUCUCUGCAUGCGUGUGUAAGAGAAAUGUUCGAAAGACGUUGUGAAGUUUUAGCGGUCGUGGCGAGCAGCUGGCAGUGAUAUAUCCGGGCCUACUGCACGGAUCGACUUAUCGUGGUUCUUCUUAGACUUCUGUGCUACUGCCAUUCAUGAAUAACAGCAGUCUUAGCGUGUAAUUACACCAUUGUGCCCUAAUUAACACGCCUCCAUUACUACGCAGUGAAUAUAACAUGAUGGGCACGGGCUCAGAUUUCAGGAGGAAUAGUGAACGACCAGUUAUAUGAGUGUAAAAUCAGAGGAAUUGCAUUUUUAGAGCUCUCUUAUGGCAGUAGUUUGUGCGAAGUGUUAUUAAGUGACCGUAUCAUAUAAAUAACGAACUCACUGACACUUAAUAAUUCAUGACCGUAGUGCGUGGACAAGAAAUUAAUUCUACAAUAAAGAUAGCAGCCAUUGAUGUACUGUGUAAUCGCUCGCUCCGCACGCGAUUUGUGUUCUUAUGUGUUCAUAUGUUACGAAGUGCGUUUUGUGUCGGUGUUGAAUGUGUUUUAGUUCCAAUAUUUGCUAAAGAGCAUUUGGAACUACAAAAGACAUGCAAGACGGUGUUGUUUUGUCUUUGUAAAAUACCUCAUCGUCUCCAGGGACAGCACCUCCUCCAAAACAAAGAAGGUUAUGUGAUGGAGUGGACUCAGCAAAUCGCCUUAUAAGCGCGACGUUUCAUCAUCAGCACCGCCGUCCCCAACGUCAUCGAAGCGCCGCGAAUCGCCCCCUGUGAGUGCACAUGUGGGGACAACUCAAAGAGCGGGUCGUUACCUCUACAAGUAGCCGCAUCGCCAUCGGUGAAGUUGGAGGGACGGACAGUCUCUAGCUGAGCGCUUUGCCCAGCAGCUGCUGGUCCAUGGUCGGCGAGUCUACUAUGCGAAUUGCUAACCUGAGGACCCUCAUCGCGGUGCUCUCCCUGGCCGCCAUUUUGUUCCCGCGCUCUACUACCCAGAACAACGAAUCCUCCUCGGUGAACCACCCUGGCAACAGCAAGGACCAUCUGUACGUGGCCCGGGACGGAGGAGAGAAUUCGUUCUUUAACGAGGACAGGGAGAGUCGCCAGCUGACGAACCGAGAGAUGCAGUUGCUGCUGCGUCUGGAAGGCGGUGAUGAAGGGCAUCCCGUGGACUGCUGCCCUUCGGUGGAGGAAAUGGUGGAGCCCGAGGGCGGUCGGAACAAGGACGACAUGUAUGUAGUGCUGUUCAGGAAUGGCGACAUUCGACAGAGAUUCUACGAAUACUCGUGCAAAGAGAGUGUGGUAGGGAAACCGUGUCGGUUCUUAAACAGGCGACUGCAUAACCAGUCUCGGUGCGUUCAGAAAUUCUCUUAUUCCUACGCGAUUGUAAGGAACCCGGGAGCCUCGACAUCGUCUGCAGAGUUUGGUUCCGGAGAACCGCAGAGGCACCACUACCACCGCCACAGACCCUCUCACUUGCCAGCCCUUCCUCUAACCACCUCUACUCCCAACUCGUUUGGUGGCUCAGAGUGGAUGCUUGACUACAUCCGUGUACGCAGUGGGUGUGGGUGUGAAGUGAUGCCCAAACCCAAGAAGAAGCAUUCAGCUGCCAACAAGGGAAAGAAAACUAAAAGCACGAAACUUUAUAGUGAAGACGAUUUACAGACCUAAAGACUUAUAAAUAUUAAUCGUAGUGAUUAUUAAUGUAAUUAUAGAUGUGUUGUUAUAUUGACAUUCGGUCCUGUCGCCGCCUCUUCAUCUCCCAUCAAAAUGUAUUACGCUUAUCAGUUGAAGAAGGCACGGGAAAAAGUUGUUACGGUGUAUUGCUGUGCAGGAUGUUUUCCAUAGUGCUAAGCAUGAGCCAUUAAAUUCCAAUUUUUGGGCCUCAAGCAGUAACAUAAGUAGUUUCCAAAGUCAUUCUGUAUAGAUUUCUACAAAAGUAGGAAACGUCAGGAUUUUGACCCCUAGAGAAGGUAAAAGAGAUAUGUUAAUGAUGCUCAGUUUGCAGUUAUAACUGUGGAACAAAACAAUAUCAGAGACCAGAGUCAGCACAUAUGGGUUGUUUCUUUUGCAGAUUCUUCCCACACAGAAUUCCUUGGAGGCAUAUGACUUUUAUAUCAGGAGCCACAUUUGACCCAUUUGUCAGUGCAAGAUCCGGAAGUCCUGGAAAAUGUUAGGCCUGUACAAAAUUUUCUUUAUCACCUCAGUUUUGAUUUUCUGGCCACUUUGGAUAUCCCCACAGUAAACAAUGUCAGCCAAAACGGAAGUCCUGCACUGGAGGAACGUUGAGGUGUCUUCAUUUACACCUAUUGUUUCUUUUACAAUUAAUGUCCUAAAAUCUGACAUGUCAUAAUUUUAAAUACAACUUUCUCAGGUGUGUUUUUCAAUUAAGUCAAUAUUAAUUAUGUAGAUGGAUCUGUUACUAAAUUAAUACUGCAAUUUAUCCAUUUGUUCAUUUGCUCAUGAAGUCAUAAUUCUGUUAACAACUAUUAUAUUACCAAGACUUGAAAGUUUUAACUUUAGUGUAUGAGACGUGUGCAUGUGUGGUUGUAAAUUCAGAUGUAUCUUUGUCUGCCUGAAUGUGUAAUUUUAUCCUUUAGUGUUUCAUGACUAUUUUGUAUGGCUGGAUGACUGAGUGAAAUGAAGUUGAAGCACUAGAGAGACUGAGGUUACAUGUGUUCCAAUAGGAACAUGAUUAUGUCCCUUAUUUAUUGUAAGGGAACACACUUUUGGUUUGUUUCAGUGACAGUGAGUAAGAAUGCCUUUCUUUCCACCUUCAGGUUACUCAUUAUGCACUGAAAUUGCUAUCAACUGCAGAAAGCUCAAGGCCACAGCAAACCAGAUAACAUUAUGGCCAGUUUUCUCAGGUGCUUGUAUUAUUUUAAUUAUUACAAUUAUUAUUUGUAUAAUUUAAUUAACAGUCAUUCCUUAGGUGUGAAUCACAUCUUUGCAUGUUUGCUAAUAUAUUCUUCCUCGCAAAAUAUAAAUUGUUUCUGUAUCUUUAGUAAAAGAAUUCUGGUGGAAAAGAGAUCUGUUUAAUCUUAUAAUAAAUUUUGGCAGUCUGUACUUAGGAACUUACAGUAUUCAAUUUACAAUGAGAGAUUUAAGUGCACAUUUGAUUUGAUAUGUGCUUCAAUAGCAAGGAGCAGCUGCAUGCAGUGCUGUGUAUGGUAUGAGUUGCAGUCCAGGAAGUGGUAUUAAUAUAUGAUAACACAUUAUUGUUUGAUGUUAUGUGCGGAAUGACUUACAAGAAUUGUAUGCAGAAAAGUACACUCAUCUGACUUAUUUCAGAAUUGGAAUUGAAGCUAGAGGAAAUUUGUAUUUGUUUUUAUGCUUCACUUUCCUAUGUAAACUAUAAUUCUCAUCCACCUGUCUCACAGAUACAAUACUGGGGAUGGACAGCUUAUCUUUCCACGAUAAAAACAAAAACUAAACACUAUUUUCAUCCUACAUAUUUCACUUACCAAACUUUCAAGAAUACAUUGACACACAAAGUGAACACCAGCAGUGAUAGUGCAGGACGCAGGUCAGGAAUAUCAACAGAAUAAUACUGGAGUACAUCUGUUUCCUUAAUCCCUCUUUCUUCAUGUAUGAAACUUCUGUAAUGGUGAGUGAAAGCUCUGAAAUUAUGCAAUUUUCCAUUACCAUACCAAUGAAAUAUCAAGCAUUAAACAUGUUGCAUGAAUGCAAGUUAUGUAAGUCAUGAUGCCAUAGGAGGGCCGUGCUAUAGCUCAAGCGGUUAGUUGCUAGCUUCCCACUGCGGCGGCCUGGGUUCGAUCCUGGGUCUG